GGAGGGGAGUCCGUCUUGCAGUUCUGUAUUCCGUCACACUAUUAAAUCCACAGUUCUCGCACACACACCUGGGCACAGGUAAAGCACAGGCGUCGGGAUUAUACUUAACAACUUCGCCGUAUAUAUUUUUUUUUUUACAUUUUGCACUUUUGCAGUGUGUUAUUUCUGUGGAAUGAGUUUUAUCACUGGUUGGAGACGCAGCGUGAAGAAAAAUGAUAGCACAGGGAAUCCAGUGCAGACGCAAGAAACCGCACAUAGUCCUAACUCCCCAAAUCGGUUGUCGGUCAUAAACAGUGCAGCGCUUGAUCCCAUCCUCACAGAUUUCAAGUUACAGUUACCAGACGACAAAGAUGCUGUCAAAUCCACGGAGCGUUCGAACACCUCCCCCAGGUCGGACCUGUCCCUGGCCCUGGAGGACUGCAUGGUCGCUCUGGACCUGUUCCUCAGGAACCACUUUGAGGAAGCACAGGACAUGUUACGCUGCAGGAUCAAAGACAGUAUGUACCACGCGCUCACCUACGCUACGAUCCUGGAGAUGCAGGCCAUGAUGACCUUUGACCCGGAACAUAUCCUGGCAGCAGGAAACACCAUGAAGGAGGCCCAGGCUGUGUGUCAGAGAUUCCGCAAAAAGUCAACCUUCUCCAACCGCAACUUCACAGAAGAGGAGCUGCAUGCUGAGGUGUGCUACGCAGAGUGUCUCCUGCAGAGGGCAGCCCUCACCUUCCUUCAGGAUGAAAACAUGAUCAGCUUCAUCAAAGGAGGAAUUAAAGUCAGGAACAGCUACCAGACAUAUAAAGAACUUCACACAGUGCUCCAGUCCUCCAGUUAUGUCCAUGGUGAUAACCACGGACAUUUUGAGGGCGGGGUCAAGCUCGGUGUUGGAGCCUUUAACCUGAUGAUCUCCAUGCUGCCCACACGCACCCUCAGACUGCUGGAGUUUGUGGGUUUCUCUGGGAACAAGGAGUUUGGUCUGCAGCAGCUCCAGGAGGGUCUGACAGAGCACACCUUCAGGUCGUUCCUGUGUAACAUGCUGCUGCUCUGCUACCAUACCUUCAUGAGCUUCAUCCUGGGUACGGGGGAGGGGGACGUGGGCGAUGCAGAGAAGCUCCUGCAGCCGUACCUCAAACAGUACCCCACGGGAUCCAUCUUCUUGUUCUUCGCUGGUCGGAUAGAGGAGAUCAAAGGAAACCUGGAUGCUGCUAUAGCCCGCUUCGAGGAGUGCUGCGAGGCCCAGCAGGAGUGGAAACAGUUCCACCACAUGUGCUACUGGGAGCUGAUGUGGUGCUUCACCUACAAGAGGCACUGGAAGAUGGCCUACUUCUACGCUGACCUGCUCAGCAAGGAAAACACCUGGUCCAAGGCUACAUAUGCCUACAUGAAGGGUGCCUACCUCAGCAUGCUCAGCAAGGAGGAGUGCCAGCCGUUUGGGGAGAGUGAAGUCGCCCUCUUCAGGCAGGUCCAUGGGUUGAAGCAGAAGAUAGCGGGCAAGUCUUUACCCACGGAGAAGUUUGCGAUCAGAAAGGCUCGUCGCUACUUGUCAGAGAGCCCCAUCGCUGUCCCGGCCCCUCCCCUGGAGAUGAUGUACAUCUGGAAUGGAUACACGGUCAUCGGCAAGCACAAAGACCUGACGGAGGGCAUGCUGAAAACCCUGGACGAGGCGCAGAGCAAACUGGACUGUGGCCCAAAGACAGAGUUCUCCAUAGACGACCAGUGUCUCGUGAGCCUGCUGAAGGGCCUUUGUCUCAAGCACCUGGGACACCAGGACGAGGCUGAGCACUACUUUACCCUCGUGCUCUGCAACGAGUCCCAGAUCAAGUAUGACCACUACUUGGUUCCCAACGCACUGCUGGAACACGGCCUGCUGUGCCUGGAGCAAGGCAGGAAGGAGGAGGGCGUCAAACUACUGGAGACGGCCAAGCAGAAUUACAAGAACUACUCAAUGGAAUCACGAACUCACUUCCGCAUCCAGGCUGCUCUCCACAAAGCCAAGGCCUCUACUGAAAACGGCCUCCACCUGCCCUCCAGCCCUUAGCCAAUGGGAGGAGACCAGACCAAGGGCCAACUUCCUGCCAUCCCACAAUGCACUGCUUAGGCCAGCGCUGCUUGGGAUGGGCCAAUCAGAGCCAAAGUACCACUUCGCCCUCACAACGUUCAACCUUCAGCGGUCGCCUGACUGAACAGAAAACAAGCUCCUACCUAGACCAUCUUCUUCACCCCUGAUAAACAGGACUGAUACACUAUUGACAUGGUCUUGGUCGACAUGGUUGGCUACCAGUAUAUACCCAGGCUUCUCUUUAUGCAGAAUCUCUAAAGCAAAUAAUUGUAUUGUAUUUUUAAUGCCUGUCACUGGCCUUGGGUCAAAUACAUUCAUCAAAUACGUAACUUUUCUGAAGUCUGUACUGGGUGAACGAAAUCGAACACGGUACAGAUUCUUGGUAAUGGAAUGUCGUUUGACCCAGGCCUACCAGGCCGCAUCUGAUUGGUUUAUCACUCUCCAUGGGAUCUCUGAGCUCCCUCCCCGGUCUCUCUGAUUGGCUUGUUGCGCCAUGCGGCUCUACCAUUGGUAAAUGUGAUUCUGUUCUCUAUCUGUUAUUCUUUUUUCAUUAAUGUCUCUUCCUUCUCUCUGAACCUUCUGCAAUAGGUGCACAUGACACUAAUUAGAUUGUCUUAAACAGUUCAAAUGCCUCUGAAGAAAUUUGCAUUCCUAUUGCAACAUGUAGGUUGCAUUUGUUUUUGAGUGCGUGUGCCACUGUGUGUGUGUGUCUGCGUGCUUGUCUGCGCGUGUGUGAAGCAGGGGUUAUUUUAGCGUGUUUAUUUAUUAACUGCGAAAAGCGCCUUUUUACAAAAUUGUCCCGUUUUAAGUGGACAGAUGAACGUGUCUUUUAGAAAGGCAGAAUCCCUCUUCUUCUCCCACUGUGGACAGACUCCAACAGUACUUGAGCUUGAAACAAACAAGCAGGUCUUUGAUGAGGACGCAGGAAGUUUUGGCUGGCUGCCAGGACCAUCUUUAGAGAGUGAAGCUUCAACAACCCCUAGAGCUUCCCAAACUAUACACACUGCUACACCAGCCUCGGCAAUGCUGGGCUUGAACCACACUAGACACACCUGCGGUACAUCGUAGUCAUGAUCAUGAAUGACGCUAGUAUAGAUCGUUAUUCAAUCAUCUGUAUAUGACCAGUGCUGUUUGUAAUAAAAAGUAACAGGCCUUAUGUUGUUAAUCAAUUGUUAGUUGUUAGUUAAUAUAUGAAGUUGACAGCAGGUGUUUGUCUAUUCAAACAGUAGGAUGGUGUAUCAAACUUAAUGUUUGAAUUAGAGCUCUCGUGAUUUAUUCGAAGAUUAUAGAGGAAAGUGUAUUGGUUCAGGUUAGGAUACAACCAGUGACACAGAGUCUACAAGAUUAUUUUACAUGGUGGAGGAAUGUGUAAAAAAUGCUCCAUUUGGAAGAUGGUUUUGGGAUAAUAUAAUCACUGUUCUUAUUUUGUCUUGUUACUUUCCUGGGUUUACUGAUUUAAAGAUUCCAAACACAACUUUAUUAGCACUGUGAUAUUAAGGUCAGCAUUCUGUGGGGCAUGGCUACUUUUGAGCAGAUUGACAUUCCUGUACAUACUCUGAAUGUUGGUUUUGUAAUUUAAGAUUAAACGAUCAAAGAAGUAA
Molecule: messenger RNA, 3654 nt
Organism: Osmerus eperlanus (European smelt)
Lineage: Eukaryota; Metazoa; Chordata; Actinopteri; Osmeriformes; Osmeridae
Gene: ttc39a
Product: tetratricopeptide repeat domain 39A
Exons: 21
Coding region: 173-2032 (619 amino acids)
Molecular function (GO): protein binding
Source: RefSeq, a predicted model, not a curated record